Messenger RNA from Poeciliopsis prolifica (blackstripe livebearer), 3026 nucleotides. RefSeq names its product PX domain containing 1b (gene pxdc1b). The transcript has 5 exons. Lineage: Eukaryota; Metazoa; Chordata; Actinopteri; Cyprinodontiformes; Poeciliidae. Gene Ontology annotation, molecular function: phosphatidylinositol binding. The coding region runs from base 160 to 861 and encodes 233 amino acids. The record is from RefSeq and is a predicted model, not a curated record.
UCUCUCUCUGCUGCAGCUGUCCGACGCUCUCAGAGGGCAGACGGAAAACUUCCCGAAGUUGCCUUUUCCUCCUGCGGCGCAGCGUUUAGGUUUCACCUCCACCACGGCCCCCCGCGGCAGCAGCCCCGGCAUGCUGGACUCAAACGCCUGAAGGGCGGGAUGGCAUCGGCCGUGUUUGAAGGCACGUCUCUGGUCAACAUGUUUGUCCGGGACUGCUGGGUUAACGGGAUCCGGAGGCUCAUCAUAAGCCAGCGCGGAGAGGAAGAGGAGUUCUUCGAGAUCCGAACCGAGUGGUCCGACAGGAACAUUUUAUACUUGCAUCGGAGUUAUUCCGACCUGGGCCGGCUCUUUAAGAGACUGCUGAAGUCCUUUCCAGAGGACAGAAAGGACUUAUCUAAAUCUCCGCUGAUAGAAGGUUUGGUAAAAAUCAAAGAUGCACAUGACAUUGAGGAGAAGUUGAAUGAGGUGGAAAGACUUCUAAAGAAUGCCAUCAACAUGCCAUGCAAGUUUUCCAGGUCGGAGGUGAUGUUGACUUUCUUUGAACGCUCGCCGCUGGACCAGGUGCUAAGGAAUGACAAAGUCCACAGAAUCCAGCCGUGCUUUCAGAGUCCAAUCAACAUAUCAGAAAUCAUGCGGUCGAACGGAUUUUGUCUGGCCAACACAGAAACUAUUGUAUUUGAUGAUAGUAUACCAGAGGAAAAAGAAAGACCGUCCUCCACAGACUCUGGCGAGCACACGUAUGAUGACGGAACAGAAUUUUUGCCAAUGGAAGCAGACGUGUGUGACGGGGAAACAGAAGCGUAUGUCACCAACCUCUCCUACUAUCAUCUGGUCCCUUUUGAAACGGACAUCCUGGAAUGAACACUUGUGGAUGGAUAUUUCUCCUUCAGCUGAGCUGAACUAUGCAACUCUGCACAUAGCUGCUCCAGUUCAAUGCUGCUGCUCCUAAAUGCAACAGUUUCCUGAGUUGGUGAACUUUGGAAGAAUGCUGCAACAUCACCACUUCAUUCCCUUCACGGGACAUCACCAGUGUGCCUCAGUUGGAGUCUUAACUCUUUAUCAUAAAUGUUACAGAUCUGAUGGUGUCAGCUCGACUAAGACAUUUUCUUAAAAUGCUAGUCAUCCACUUUAACAGGACUAAAACCGAUCUGCAUUUGUAGUAAGCAUCCGGUUAGGGAAACCAUACAUCAGUCGAAGUUUCAAUAGAGUUGUAAUUUAUUGGAUCAUUCAGUGUUAAUGUAAUUGACCAGCAAUCAAUUCUAUUGACUGGGCUGGUUUGUCCUUUCUGGAUUGCACUUUUAAACUGCUAACCUGCUUUGCUAAGAUAUUCGUGAUGGAAUUCAUUGUCUGCUCUCCACCUACACAACUUCUCUCAAAACAUUGUCUUAGAAAAAAACAUUAUUUUCAUCUGUUUUCGCCGUGAUAGUUGUGAUUGCACAAAUGCUUUUCUAACAUGUCAAGAUCCUAGUUAACCCGGACUGAAUUUGUUUGGAUGCCACUAAACCUUAUGGAAGAAAAUGGAAUUCUUUUGGUUCUAACUUUUGGUCCUGAUAUUGACACAAAAAAUUUAAAAUUAGCCAUGUUCUGGUACCAAUUUCAAGUACAAAAGUACAUUACAUUGACAUCAUAGAGAUCAGUAUUAAAUGUUCUACAUAGUAUUGUGAUUUACCCCCACUAAACUCUCAUGCACAAAUGAUCUUCAGGAUACAGCAACUUCCUUUUACAAUAAAGCCAACAAAUAAUUUUCCUGUUGGAGUUUCUUCAGCACAGCCACCCAAAAUACAUACUCAUUUCAUAAGUAGGAAUACUGCUGAAAAUAAUCAAAAUAAUCAUUUUCUUUCCAAAGUCAGAAGGUGUUUCUGACUUGAAUUUUUCCUUUUGUCUUUGUGAUAAAAUGUACAUGUGUUGUUGUGUUUAUUAGAUGUAACAAAUAAUGUAAUGAAUGUGAGCCCUAGUCCUGAAAGCUAAACCACUUCAGUGCUGUUGUUACGGUUGAAGCGAGGAAAAGGAAGCUUUGUUUUCCAGCCCUGCUGAAGUCAUUUCUGUCCCGCCCUGUGACAUGACAUGAGUUUGCUCAGUCAGCUUCAUUUGAGCGUGGGAGUCUGCAGCUUGGCCUGGGACGGCUAAACAAGACUUUUCUUUAUAUGAAAAAGACAAAUCACUUUGCUUGUUUGAAGGUGUGGAUAAAAGAUCUUUAAUGGUCCUCCUGUCACUAUAAAGAAGACCCUUACAGUUCUGAAAACUCGAAGCUCAAAGGAGCAUUGUAUUUGGGUUGUUCUAGAUGUUUUCGUUUCUAUGUAAGCUAACAGCUUGUGCCCAGGUUUCUGCCACAGCAAUUACAAAAGCAUUCACAUACUUGGCACAUGAGCGGGGAGCAUGUCCUCCGCAUCAGCCCAUGCAGCUACUCAGUCUUGAUCUCUAUUCACCCCGUGAGAAAGUGCAGCUCUUUUAAGGGUGAAACACAACAGCAUCCCUUAUUUUUUAGUGAGAUUACAUUCUGAAGCAGCACAUUACCUACAUUUUUGCUUUGCAAAGGUCUGUUACAAAACCAUGUCAGGACCAAAAACUUUCAUUUUUGAAACUUGUAAGUCAGCUAGAAAGUUAAUUUAAGAUGCUUCUGCUUCCUCAGUGCAUAAAGUUGUGACUGCAGUUGUACUAAAGAAGUGCAAUGUAGCAAAGGAAAUGAGGAACAAAUUGCUGGUACUUUAAUUUCUGUGGUAUUUUCCCACAUAUCAAUGCCUAAUGUGCCAGCUUUGUGUUUAGGAGUAAUUAAAGCAAAAUGGAAUAUAAUAUAACAAGAAUACAUAUGUAAUGUUCAGCCACUUUCUGUGAAUCAAACAAUUCUCUAUAAUGUUAUUGUUUGCUUUCGUUAUGUGUCAUUUGAGGAGCUAAUUUGCAAUGUAAAUAUAUUUUAAUGAAGGUAACUAAUUAUUAAGUGGUUUGAUAACCUUGAAACAAUUCAGUGUUAGAUUCAGAUUAUCACUCAGAGAUUUUCUCAGACAAAUAAAUAUGUUUUCAAUAAAUUA